Messenger RNA from Fulmarus glacialis (Northern fulmar), 636 nucleotides. RefSeq names its product phosphatidic acid phosphatase type 2 domain containing 3 (gene PLPP7). Lineage: Eukaryota; Metazoa; Chordata; Aves; Procellariiformes; Procellariidae. The record is from RefSeq and is a predicted model, not a curated record. The transcript has a single exon. The annotation marks the transcript as partial.
AUUCCUUACUCUAUAUUUAACAGCUGCAGUCUGUGCUGGGGGCAACUGCAACAGAGGGGAACCUUUGUAGCUUCCCAAAUUCACGGCUCGUGAGGGUGGGAGCGGGGGAAGCUUUUUGCAGGGAGAAGAGGGAUUUCUCUCCUUCCCGGUAUUUGCAAAGCAGGUUGCGUUAGAGAGAGACUGCAAUGCCAGCAUCCCAGCCGCGGUCCAGGGCAAGAGACAGGAACAAUGUCCUCAACAGGGCUGAGUUCCUCUCCCUGAACCAGCCCUUGAAAGGGAACCAGGAGAGCAGGAGCUCCGGCAGAAAGCAGAGCGGCCAGGCCGGGACAGCUGGUGCCCAGAACAACAACCCCAAGGAGCGGAGGCAGUCGCAGCAGCUGCCCGAAGAGGACUGCAUGCAGCUCAACCCCUCCUUCAGGGGAAUCGCCUUCAACUCCCUGCUGGCCAUUGAUAUCUGCAUGUCCAAGAGGCUGGGAGUGUGCGCCAACAGAGCCUCCUCCUGGGGGGGUGCCCGCUCCAUGAUUAACCUCCUGGGGAUAACAGGGCACGGGAUCCCCUGGAUUGCGGGUACGCUCAUCUGCCUGGUGAAGAGCAGCACGCUGGCAGGCCAAGAGGUCCUCAUGAACCUGCUGCUAG